AUGGAUGAAGCGGAGAACGGCAUCAGGAAGCGCACCUCGACGCGCGCGUCCGGGAACGGCGCGAGGAAGCUAUCCCCUUCUCCGACGAGGUCGUCCGCCCCGGAGCAGAGGAAGCCCUCUGCCUCGCCUCCGCCGCCGCGCGUCCCCAGGUGGCUGAUCCUCGACCGCAUCGUCCACCGCAGCAGCAGGAGGCGUUGCGGGGUCGUCGAAGACGACGCCACGGCCUCGGCGCUCGCCCACGAUCCUAUGUGGUGGAGCAGCAUUUGCUCCUUCCCCGUCGACUACUUCGUCUACUCCAGCUCGUCGUCGUCACCGCCGACCCUGACUCUGCUUCCCCCUUGCUUCCACGGCGGCCACACCGACCCCGAGUCUGAUAAGUACUUCGAACCAUACCGCAUCCAGCAGCAGCGCACCAUGUUGGACAAAGAGAUGGGCAUCCUGUGCCACGGUGACCAAGGCGAGUUCACGGUGGCGGAUCUCACGCAGCGUUUCCGCAGGGAGGUCGACCUCUGCCUGCUGCACCACCCGUCUCCUGCCUCCGCCAUUCCGAUUCAGUGGAGCGUUCAGAGGCUGCAGAUCCCUACGGACAUGAAGAUCAACCUCUCCUCGUGGAGGAAUGACGUCGUCGUGCCCAUUGGUAGACGCUUGUGCUGGGUCGACUACUACCAGGGCACGCUGCUCAUAGAUGUCCUCACUGACAGCAACAGCCAGCCAGAUCAUCAGCAGUUGCUCCAGUUCAUCCCACUGCCUUCUCAGGAUUUGAAGUAUCGCCGCCCGUACAGGGAUGCUGGUGUACCUGACCCGUUUCGGUGUGUCAGUGUCACUGACGCUGGCAUCAUUAAGCUCGUCUGCAUUCUUACCAAACAGCCUCCUCCUUAUCCUUUCACCAUAACAACAUGGAUUUUGGAUGAUGUCAACCGAGGUGAAUGGAGGAAAGAUGUCGACACCACAAUGGGCGCUAAGGAGUUCUUCGGUCUUUACGGCACUGGCCAGAGUUGCCUUCCACUUGUGCAGCCAAGUUUUCCUAUGGUUAGCUUAGUUGAUCCAGAUGUCAUCUGUUUCCUGCUGAAUGAUGAAGACCGUAGCCUUUUCUGGACGAUUGCGGUCAACAUGAGGAACAAGAAGCUGCAGUCAAGUGCCCUCUAUAUCAGUGAAGAGGAAGAACAAGAUGGAUAUCCCCCUAAACGGGGCCGCAGGAACUAUUUCUUUGGUCAUUACUUCAUCCCCAGCAAGUUCUCCUCUUACUUGAAUGAGGAUGCCACCACAACGUAA
This is a messenger RNA of Miscanthus lutarioriparius, 1272 nucleotides long. The record is from the annotation of a GenBank genome assembly. NCBI's taxonomy places the organism in Eukaryota, Viridiplantae, Streptophyta, Magnoliopsida, Poales, Poaceae.